Messenger RNA from Odontomachus brunneus, 1307 nucleotides. RefSeq names its product cuticle protein 21 (gene Cpr57A). The coding region runs from base 263 to 877 and encodes 204 amino acids. Gene Ontology annotation, cellular component: chitin-based extracellular matrix. The record is from RefSeq and is a predicted model, not a curated record. The transcript is spliced from 4 exons. Gene Ontology annotation, molecular function: structural constituent of chitin-based larval cuticle. Lineage: Eukaryota; Metazoa; Arthropoda; Insecta; Hymenoptera; Formicidae.
ACUUGUCAUCGCAUCACUUGUGAGUAUAUAUGUGUCUUUUUAUAUAUUUUUGAGGAUAUAUUUUUUACAUACUUCCCCACCGUGAAUUCUUGCAUUUCAUUAUUCUUACAUUCGAUACAUGCGAUAGGUUUGCAAAUAUGAAUUGUAUAAAAACCGUGUCGGUGUGAAGAUACCUUUACAAGCGAUACCUCCACCUUUUCGACGAUUUCUUAUAAUACUUUCACCAUCGAGCUAUUCCCGCAGUAAACGCUAAUCCACGUGUAUGAAUAUAUCGAUGAAACAAUCCGAACUCCGCAGCUUCGUAAUGAAACGCAUAAUAAUAGCCGCUGCUUUGAUUAACAUUUGUUUGGCGGACGUAUCGCAUAUUUUACCAGGAUAUACGACAACCACCACACCACCGCCACCUCCGAAACCUUACAAUUUUGAAUAUAAAGCGGGACGAUACCCAGGACACAUCGACCGUAUCCAUCAAGAAGCCGGAGAUGGAACUGGAAUUAUUCACGGAUCGUAUUCUUAUAUCGACCCGAAGUAUAAAGUGCGCACGGUAGAAUACACGGCUGACAAAGCCGGAUUUCAUCCUGCCUUGAUUAAUUUCGAGGACACUCUCGCCCAGCCUGUCGACUCAGAAGCUGUAAGACUGGCCAAGGAUAAACACUUACGUCUCUACCAGAGGAUCGCCGAUGCGAAUGCUCAUAAUAUUCCAGCGAAUCUGCCACAGGAUUCAGCGAGCGUGGCAAACGCGAAGGACAGACAUUAUCAACUGUACCACAAAAUUGCGGAACAACAUGCAGCGAUUGCCGUACAGAGAGAAGCAGAACGAUUGGCUUACGAGGCAACUUCCGUCGCCAACGACGUAGAUGAUCAUCGAACGUGUUAAUAAUUUAUUUUGACGUAAUAUAUGACUCUGAGAAGAAAUUGCCCGAGCGAUCUCAUGAAUAUUUUUUGUCGCGGUUCACUUGUCAAGUUCAUACGAGCGAUUAAAACGAGUAUGCGCGAUUAUACACAAGAGUUUUAUGCGUCGCUCCGCACAGCGGAACGAUGCUAAUUGUACCUUAUUAUUUUCUAUAAUUAGUCCUGAUGUAUACAUAUAAAUAUAAUAAGAUAGUCAGAGAAAUUAAAGUCAAAUAAACUACGAUAUUGAUAAAGAUACCAAUAAAAAUACCGACUAACAAUAUUUUAUCUAAAAAGACUACAGAUGAUGAAGUAAUGAAAUAAUGCUUGAGAUAAGAUCUCAAUUAUGCAAAUCAGAAUGUCUUGUAUUAAUCGUCUGACUUAUAAUAAAUCGAACCUGUAUUACGUUCAUCUAA